CACCCCUCGUCAUCGCCGAUGUUCAGCCCUUUCUCCCGCGCCCCUCGCGGCAGCGCUGCAUGGUUCAACGCCGGCCCCGUGUCGUCGUUCCCAGACAUCGAGACCGAUCCGGGGCCACUGGGGCAGCAGCGCAAAUGCCACGAUGCCUUUGCACCAGGGUGUAAGGUCUUUCAUGUGCCGAGGGAAGACGCCACAAGCGCCACGCCCGUUGCGAUAGACGAUUGGAAGGAUGGGGAGACGGAUACGAAGGACCAGGUCAUGGUGUUUCGGUACAGCGGGAGCGUCGUGGCUGUGAACCAUGAAUGCCCGCAUGCCUCGUAUCCACUGUCGAAUGGCACGCCCUUUGAUAUUGAGGAUUUCGGUGUCAAGCUCAGCGCUGGUAUCACGUGCCCGAAGCAUGACUGGAGCUUUGAUCUGCAUACUGGGAAGAGCGACAGGGGGAGCUACAAGUUAGCAAUCUGGGAGACGCAGUUGAGAAAGAGCACCUCGGGUGAAGAAGAAGUCUGGGUGAGACGAAAGCAAAGAAUCGGAUAGGGAGGCUCUGUGCAAGAGACGGAACGGAACGAAGCUCGCAAUGCGGUUACCAAAUCGAAACUUUGGGGUAUGUGGAGAGGGACCGCAAUUGAUUGAAGGAAUCCUACCUUGAGAGAUCAGCUUCGCUUGAGCGGGUCUGCUUCGACAAUCACCCAGCUGUCAAAAGCAAAGG
This is a messenger RNA of Didymella exigua CBS 183.55, 706 nucleotides long. RefSeq lists its product as uncharacterized. Bases 19 to 534 code for a protein of 171 amino acids. The record is from RefSeq and is a predicted model, not a curated record. NCBI's taxonomy places the organism in Eukaryota, Fungi, Ascomycota, Dothideomycetes, Pleosporales, Didymellaceae. Gene Ontology annotation, molecular function: 2 iron, 2 sulfur cluster binding. The transcript is spliced from 2 exons.